GGCCCGCGGCCUGGGCGGAGAGGUAGCUAAGGCUGCCCGGCCUGUCCUUCGAGACUCGGUAGAGCGAACAGCGAGGGGGUCGGCAGGAAGGUUCCCCGCUGUCCGGCGCGGGCGGUGGGCGCUGCGCCCCGGGCCCGCAGGGGCGGCGGGGCUGGGGAAGCACCGCCCCGGGCCCGCCGGGCAUUGUGGGAAGCAGAGGGAAAUAUGGCGGAUGGUGAGGAACCGGAGAAGAAAAGAAGGAGGCUAGAGGAGCUGCUGGCGGAUGGAAUGGCUGUUGAUGGUGGGUGUGGGGACACUGGAGACUGGGAAGGUCGCUGGAACCAUGUAAAGAAGUUCCUCGAGCGAUCUGGACCAUUCACACAUCCUGAUUUCGAGCCAGGCACUCAAGCUCUUGAGUUUUUGUUAAACACAUGUAAAGUACUAGUUAUUGGAGCAGGUGGAUUAGGUUGCGAGCUCCUGAAAAACCUGGCACUGUUGGGCUUUAGGCAGAUCCAUGUUAUUGACAUGGAUACUAUAGAUGUUUCUAAUCUUAACCGACAGUUUCUGUUUCGACCAAAGGAUGUUGGGCGACCAAAAGCAGAAGUUGCAGCAGAAUUCCUGAACAGCCGCAUUCCCAACUGUGCUGUUGUAGCAUAUUUUAAAAAGAUUCAAGACAUGGAUGAAAGCUUCUACAGACAGUUUCAUAUUAUUGUUUGUGGGCUGGACUCUAUAAUUGCAAGAAGAUGGAUAAAUGGCAUGCUGAUGUCAUUUUUACAUUAUGAAGAUGGUGUACUGGAUCCAAGCUCCAUCAUACCUUUAAUAGAUGGAGGGACAGAAGGUUUUAAAGGAAAUGUUCGUGUGAUUAUUCCUGGUAUGACAGCAUGUGUUGAAUGCACACUUGAGCUUUAUCCACCACAGGUUAAUUUUCCCAUGUGUACUAUUGCAUCUAUGCCCAGACUACCAGAGCAUUGUAUUGAGUAUGUCAGGAUAUUGCAGUGGCCAAAGGAGCAACCUUUUGGAGGUGUUGCAUUGGAUGGAGAUGACCCUGAACAUAUACAGUGGAUUUACCAGAAGUCUUUAGAAAGAGCAUCACAGUUUAAUAUUAAAGGUGUUACAUACAGACUCACCCAAGGGGUGGUUAAACGGAUUAUUCCAGCAGUAGCUUCUACAAAUGCAGUAAUUGCAGCUGUUUGUGCCACUGAAGUUUUCAAAAUAGCCACAAGCGCGUACAUUCCUCUUAACAACUACUUGGUGUUUAAUGAUGUGGAUGGAUUAUACACGUACACAUUUGAAGCUGAAAGAAAGGAGAACUGCCCAGCCUGCAGCCAGCUUCCCCAAAACAUAGAGAUUUCCCCAUCAGCUAAACUGCAGGAGAUCUUGGAUUACUUGACCAACAAUGCUUCACUGCAAAUGAAAUCUCCUGCCAUCACAGCAACUAUGUAUGGGGGAAAUAAAACACUUUAUUUACAGACAGUAGCUUCAAUUGAAGAACGAACGAGGCCGAAUCUUUCCAAGACACUAAAAGAACUGGGGCUUGUGGAUGGCCAGGAACUUGCAGUUGCUGAUGUUACUACACCACAGACUAUGCUGUUCAAGCUUCACUUUACCACUUAAUUUAUUCAUAAGUAAAUUGCAUAUACAGCAAGAGGCAUCUGUACCCACCUUGUAAAGCAAAUGUACUCUGUGGGUGUUAAGGCAACCCAAAAUGUUCAUGUUACUACUAGCAGUGUUGAAGGUUAGGUAAUACAAGGAAUCAUCCUAUUUCACAAUUGUAUGUAGAAGCCAAUAUUUGGUGGAUUAUAUUUGUAUAAAUACUUAUGAAUGUACAGAACUCUGAUGUAUAGGAAAACACUUUUUCCCGCCAGAUUUUGUUGUCAAAAUGUCAAUGUUAAUAUACCUUCAGACACAUGGAAAUGUCAAGGUGGCCAAAGGGCCAAAGUUUGGUUUUAAAUUGGAGCACUCCGAUACUUGCUAAGUUACCUUAAAACCAAAAGAGGGCAGGAGAUUAAAAUGAGCAGUGUCCUCUUGUUUGAUAUUGAUGAGGCUUAUGGAAGGUGUGAAGUAUGAAAGAUUAACUUCGUUUACAAGCAAAUGUGAAAGGACAAAACAAACAGCUGUACAUGAAAAUACAGACGUGUCUGCUCGCAGUCCCCACACAGUGCUGCAAGAUUAUGUUCAAGUAUCAUUGGUGCUGUUAAGGUAUUUAUUAAUAAAAAAUCAUAAAGACA
Messenger RNA from Apus apus (common swift), 2207 nucleotides. It is a transcript of the gene UBA3, whose product is annotated as ubiquitin like modifier activating enzyme 3. Gene Ontology annotation, molecular function: NEDD8 activating enzyme activity. The coding region runs from base 205 to 1593 and encodes 462 amino acids. Gene Ontology annotation, cellular component: nucleus; cytoplasm. The record is from RefSeq and is a predicted model, not a curated record. Lineage: Eukaryota; Metazoa; Chordata; Aves; Apodiformes; Apodidae. The transcript is spliced from 18 exons. Gene Ontology annotation, biological process: protein neddylation.